CACUAGGUGGCGGUAAAUCAACUUUUAGUCUCGCUUUAUGUCUAAGAAGAAGUUUUGGAUGUAACAUGGCGGGAUUUUCUAGUGUUUGUUUACACAGUAAUCUCUUAGUGGUGUAACUUGGUUCUGUGGUCAGCAGAAGUAUGUGUGAAGAGAACAAGAGGGUAAGACGGUGGCUCGAGACGGUGUUCGAUGCCGAAGGAGUACCGGAUUUUGAAGUGAGCACGCGCACGAUCGGGCUGCUGGACCAACUGGCACAGAUUAGUGAGCUGAGGUGCACAGAAGUGUCCUUACUGACACGUGACUACAGACACAAAGCAGCAGAGUACAGCAGCGACGCCACCCACUUGCAAGAAAUCCUACAUCAAGGUGUCGGGCUUCAACCUGGAAGUGUUGCCCAAUCCACCUCUGAUCUUUUGUCUGUGAUACAGGGUACUGCUGAGGUCCUUAAAGUCAGGGAUACAUCAAUGGGAAGCUUUGUCCCUGCAAUUAAUAAAUUGACUGACGACCUGGCUGAGGCAGAGAAGACAGACAGGAAGUUGGGGCAGGAGCUCGCUGCUGUGAGGAAGAAGAUGGCUGCUACAAUGAUUCUUCGGAAAAAACUUCAAGAGGAUUUGAAGAAGAUUGCACAGGUCCAGCAGGUUGAGGCUGCUACAGCUGAAGAGAGGUUGCUCAAUAUGGACUUCAUGAAGAACAAAUCUAGAGAUCUGACCUACAGGAAUAAGAUAGCACAGGACAAGUUGGCUUCCAGACAGAUGAAGGACACACUCACUCAUCAAGCUAUUGUGGAGCUCGCGGAAAAAAUCACAGCCCUGAAACAGGAAAUAUCCCCUCUCAUGAAGAAACUGGAGCCUUAUAAUGACCUGAGCCCUAGUCCUGCUCUGGCUCGGGUUGCAAUUGAAGAGGUGAAAAGAGAGCUGGAGGCCCUGGAUGCUGCACUAGAGCAGAAGGUUGAUUUGAUGAACACUUUGGCUAUGUGAAUAACUGAAGAAGACUAAAGAUAUUAGCAGCAGUUAUAGUGUUGUUACUGAACUAAAUUUUAGUAUUUCCUAGCCAAUGUUUUCUGUAUAAGCUUGUGCAAAUAAAAGCAUUUUUCUAUUGA
This is a messenger RNA of Tachysurus fulvidraco (yellow catfish), 1099 nucleotides long. RefSeq names its product HAUS augmin-like complex, subunit 1 (gene haus1). NCBI's taxonomy places the organism in Eukaryota, Metazoa, Chordata, Actinopteri, Siluriformes, Bagridae. The record is from RefSeq and is a predicted model, not a curated record. The transcript has 9 exons. Gene Ontology annotation, biological process: centrosome cycle; spindle assembly. Gene Ontology annotation, cellular component: cytosol; HAUS complex. The coding region runs from base 141 to 977 and encodes 278 amino acids.